Molecule: messenger RNA, 3426 nt
Organism: Prorocentrum cordatum
Lineage: Eukaryota; Dinophyceae; Prorocentrales; Prorocentraceae
Source: the annotation of a GenBank genome assembly
AUGAAGCUCUCCCUUGACCACGGGGGCCCACCAUACCUCCGCCUCAUCGCGCCCUUCGAGGUCCUCCCAGGCUGCCGGCCGGUGGAGGCCAUCCAAGAUCUUUGGUGGCACUCCCUGCUUGGGGAGCAUUGGGCACCAGCCGUCGAGCGGAUCGACUACGCGGCCGCUCCGCUGGAGAUGAUCCUGCCCCGGCCGCGCGGCCCCCGCCAGGUGUCCCGCGGCUUGGCUGUCUUCGCGGUGGCGGCGCAGGGGCUUCGAGCCUCCCCCAGCUUGCUGCCGAGCACAGCACCGCUGCUGCAGGUGGCGCAGGCUCCGACGUACAUCGUGGAGGUCCUCGCGGAUAGGCCCCCGGAGAUUCUGCGCCUGCUGGCCGACCCCAGCUCGGCCAACGGUCGCGCUGGCCCGCCACGCCGCAGCGUUUUAUCGACCUCCACGGUGAAGUGGUUGUGCAUGGAGUGGGCGCUCCCGCCUGCCGCCGCGCCAUUGGAGCUGGAGCUGCUCUGGCGGCACCUGCGUCGCGUCUCACUUCCGCUAGGCACCAUGUUCGGCUCGGUUGCUCUGUGCGCGGACAGGGAGACACUCCUCUGUGAGAUGACGAGCGCGGAGGCGGCGCUGCACGCGUGGGACCUCAGCACGCAGCUGGUGGCCCUGAGCGCCGACAAGCUCGUGCUGCACACGGGCGCGCCCCUCGACGUUUGGCGGCCGAAGUUGGCGCGCCUGAUGCAGCAGGACGCGCAGGCCACCAUAUUGCGCCAGAAGUGGCGCCCCUCCCGGUGCGGAGGGCGCCCUUGGGCCACCCCCGCCGCCGCGCCAACGCAGUUGGCGGUUGCUCGCCGCGCGAAGGGGGGCCGCCUGGGCCAGGCGGCGCCGCUGCGCCAUGUGGCGGAGGUCCACGCAUGCGGCUCACCGGGCUACGACGCCCGAGACGUGCACCGGCAGCUGAUGGCGCACUUGGGCCCCGCGGCAGGCGUACAAUUGGUAGAAUCCUCUACUGGCGCGCUUUCCGCUCUAGGAUGCUGGUGCUGGCCGGCGGCGGCGGACCCCAUGGCAUCGCCUGGGCGGGUGCGAUUGUACUUGCAAUCGGAGGCCGAGGUGCAGGCCGUCCACGGCGCCCUUCACGAGAAGACCACCCAGGUGGGGACCGACCUCGUCGCGCUGAGGGAGUUGCGCUGGCAAUGGCGAUCCUUCAAGCAGUUCCUUUUCAAGCACUUCUUCUCCCUCCUCUUCUUCUACGCCUUCGCGAUGCAGAUCCUGACGCUGAUCUCCGCAAUGGGGCUCUUGAUGAUGUGCCGCACUCGCUCCGCGCCAGGGCGCGACUGCGAGCAGCGCGUGUGGGAGGCCAGUUCCGGGGGUCGCUCUCUGUGGCUACAUGGAAUGCCCAAGCAUUGUUUGCCGCAGAUCCCCAGAGGUUUCGUCCGGCGCCUCGCCGGGGCCCACGACGCCGUGCGCCUGACCGAGACGCACGGUGUUCCAGGCGCUCCGGAAGCAUGGCGCGGGCCGCAAGUCUGCUGGGGGUGGUGGUCCCAUGGCGCGGCGGCGCGGGCAGGGGUGGGUGCGCUGCUCCAGGAGCGGUUCGCCAAUCAGUUCCCUGAGCGUGAGUGGGUAGAGAUCGACCCGGGUCGCUCGGCGGUGCUGCGGCUCGGCGGCCCCCAGGGGCACUCGGACCUCGUGGUUGCUUACUUCCCUGCGGGAGACUUCAAUUGGGUCACAGAGGAUGCCGACCGCGUCGCCCUCAGGACCGGCUCUGCCUCUGGAGCGAGGGAUCGCGCCGAAGAGCGCCAUUGGCGGCGGGUCGCCCUCCAACUGUUCAGCCUGCACGAGCUACACCAGCUAGCGAUGACACAUCGCAGUGGCAGUGCGCGAUCGCGGCUCGACCAGCUCUAUUGCAAUCAAGACUUGUCGGAACAAUUCGACCAGGAUCUGUUUGCAGCGGCGCUGGAAUGGCAGCCGGAGCUGUCGCGCCACCGCGCGGUCGCAGCAGGCCGCCGGGUGCACUCGGCAUCCCGCCCAGUCACGGCAGCUGCAGUCCAGCUGUCGCUGCUGAAAGAUGCCGCCUGCCAUGUGGCUGAGGGCAUUUCGCGCGAGCUGCAAACAGGACGCCCCGCGGAGGCAACAGAGGGCAAGGUUGGCCUCGCCACGCAGCCCCCCAGGGCAGUCGAAGGCGGGCAUGCGGGGCGCAUCAGCAAAUGCAUUGAGCGGUACCCCGAGUUGGCCAAACUCGCGGGUAACCACCCGUACUCCCCAGAGCUGAGGCAGGCGGGGCGCUGGCAGGCAGUGCGCAGCCAUGCCGUCGAGCUUGCUCGGGAGCGUGCGGUGGAGGAGCUCCAGCGCUUCAGCGACGAUCUUCCCUCGCUGGACGCCGGGGAGGCGGCCGUGCGGCGGGGCCGCAACUGGCGCCUCAUAUCGAGGCUCGCUCCUGGGCGGUGCCAGUCAAUCCAGGCAGUCAUGGACCCCGCGGGCGCUGUCCGCAUCGAGCCCGCUGCCAUUGCGCAGGCUCUCCGCGACCAUUGGGGCGAGGUCUUCAAGGCGAGGCCGCUCAGCAGGUCUCUUCGCAGACGCUGGCUCGGCGCAGACCGGCGCGCGCGUGGCCCAGACGGCCUGCCCUUCGUGGCGUGGAAACGCCUCGGCCCCCUCGCAGUCGACGUCCUCUUCGCAGUGCACGAGCAGCUGUCUAGCCCCGAUGCGGAGGAAUCAAUCCAGCGUGACUGCCCCGGGUACAACGACAGCCUCAUGGUGUUUCUCCCGAAGACACCCACCUCUGAGAGCGACGACGGCAUCUCGCAGUUUGCGCUGGCCGGCGCUCGGCGAUCUGGCGGUGGUGGCCAGGGAAGGGGCGGGGCGAAGGCGGCGGCUACGUUGGAGCCCUUGUCUGGACUCCGUUUGAACCUUGGCAAGACAGUGCGGCUCCCGCUUCGGCUUGGAGACCCUGACGGCGUGCGCCUGGAGGUGGCCUCCCGCGCGCCGUCUUGGGGCGGGCUGCGGUUUGCCCGCAAGGCCAAGUACCUCGGCUUCCUCGUGGGGCCCGCGAGAGGAGAGCAAGGCUGGGAUGCCGCCAGCGCCGAAUACCUCCAGAGGGCACGCGAGCGGGGUCGCUCAGGAGGCGGCAUGUUCGCCAAUACGAUUGGAUAUUCAAUGUAUGCCUUCUCGACUAUGAGCUUCCUCGCGCAGCUGGGCGCGCCGCCGUUGAACUGGGGGCAGCUGGAGAGCGCUGCGCUGCAAUCUCUUUACGCCGGGCCCAACCGGUCGGCGUCCGCGGCCGCCCUGCACUGUCUCCCUCUCCCGGGCUUUCUCGCGCGCCUUCCAGACCUGCCCGCGACGGCGCUGGCGGCGACGCACCGAGUGCGUCAAUCUGAGGCGGCGGCGGAGGGCGGCCCGCGCGCGGCCGCCAGAACAACGGAGCUGCGCGCGACGCGGCUGCACAGCACG